UGUCGCUCGAGCCGCAGCGGAGAUGCUGGCGCUGUUCUCUCUCUCUCCUCCGCGACACACACACACACACACACAGAGCGCGAGCGCGCAUCAUCACGCUCCUGCUUCUGCUGUGAACAUCCACGGUUUGCUGCUAUGAAUCCUCCGUCCUGACGGCAUUAACACACACACACACACUCCGACAUGCAGGAGCGGGUGAAGAGCGUCGGAGCGGCCGCGCUGCUGACACUGUGCGCGAUCCUCGAGUGCAUAGAAGCAAAGAAGUAUUGCUGGUAUUUUGAAGGAGGAUACCCCAUCUAUUUCAUAUGCCGCUCGUAUGAAGACUGCUGUGGGACUCGCUGUUGCGUCCGCGCUCUCUCCAUACAGAGGCUCUGGUACUUCUGGCUGCUGCUGAUGAUGGGCGUGCUCUUCUGCUGCGGCGCGGGCUUCUUCGUUCGCCGGCGGAUGUAUCCGUCUCCGCUCAGCGAAGAUCCGACCUUUAACGUGUCCUUCACCAGACAGCCGGUCAGCACACCAGUCUCUCAGCAGCCGGGCAUGCAAGGCUACGUUGACCCCUGCGUCGCCAUGACGACGACCCUGGCCCCUGCCUACCCCGGGCCGGCCCCGGCGACGCACGUGAUUGGCUCGUUCCCCCCGCCGCCGUCCUACUGUAGCCACCCGCCGCCGUCGUACGAGCAGGUGUUCAGCGGCGGCGAGAAGAAGAGCCACACACAGCCCUCGCAGUGAGCAACACACACACACACACACACUCGCUGGCUGGGUUUCAGGACGCCUCUUUCUUGCCCGUCCUCAGUCGUGGCGUGUGAUCGGAGGGGCAACAAAGAGAACAGAGUCCUG
Rhinichthys klamathensis goyatoka is the source of this 837-nucleotide messenger RNA. RefSeq names its product VOPP1 WW domain binding protein b (gene vopp1b). The coding region runs from base 184 to 726 and encodes 180 amino acids. NCBI's taxonomy places the organism in Eukaryota, Metazoa, Chordata, Actinopteri, Cypriniformes, Leuciscidae. The transcript is spliced from 5 exons. Gene Ontology annotation, cellular component: cytoplasmic vesicle membrane. The record is from RefSeq and is a predicted model, not a curated record.